CUCCGAGCUGCUUCGUGCGGAGCUGGAGGGACGCGAGAUGAAGUACCCCGUCGAGCUCCGGCGCUUGACCUGGGUCAGCCCGGGCUUCGGGAGCUGGCGGCUGGAGUUAGUCUCGGGGGGCUGGCUGCUCGGUCGGCGGCUGUAACUCCGCUGGAGUUGGGUCCUCCUCUGCCAACAAAGUGCGCGAGGGAGAAGCCCUGCUGCCCCACCCCCACCCCGUCGCCUCUCCUUUCUCCUCCCUCCCCGCGGCCGCCCUGGGGCUUUUGUGACCCGGUUUGCAUGCUGCCUCCAUACUGGAGCAAUCCCUCCCCCCGCCGCUCCCUCUUCUCGCCCCUCCGCCCACAGUUCGAAGUUCCCUUUUGUCGUUCUCUGCUAAAAAACAAAAAUCCCGAGCAGAGCGUUUUCUGCCCUGAAAUUUGGAGAUCCCUCGUGUUCAGAGUAGGGGCAGGGCAGCAAUCUGGUUGACGGAGGAGACAUUUGUGAAGCAUUAUGUCCUUGAUCUUCAGGUGAGGAAGGAGGCAGAUGUGGGCAAUGCUAUUCUACAGGUGCUGAUCCAGUGAGAGACUCCCCUCACCACCUCCUAUGAUGAGGUGAAUGGUAUCUUACGAAUCUUUAAAGGAACAGCUGCCUUCUCUUUGGAGAAGAGGGAGGAUGCCAUUUCAUUAAACAGUAUUGCCGCAGCAUAUUCUAAAUCAUGCCAUUGGUCAAAAGGAACAUUGAACCUCGGCACCUUUGCCGAGGAGCUCUGCCUGAUGGAAUUACUAGUGAAUUAGAAUGUGUGACCAAUAGCACUCUUGCUGCUAUUAUACGCCAGCUAAGCAGUUUAAGCAAGCAUGCUGAAGACAUAUUUGGUGAGCUGUUUAAUGAGGCCAACAACUUCUAUAUUAGAGCAAACUCCCUUCAAGACAGAAUUGAUCGCCUUGCUAUCAAAGUAACCCAGUUGGAUUCAACUGUUGAAGAAGUUUCAUUACAGGAUAUCAACAUGAAGAAAGCUUUCAAAAGUUCUACAAUACAGGAUCAGCAAGUGGUUUCAAAGAACAGUAUUCCCAACCCUGUGGCUGAUAUUUAUAACCUGAGUGACAAACCACCUCCACUGAAUAUUCUUACAGCAUAUAGAGAUGACAACAAAGAUGGAUUAAAAUUCUAUACUGAUCCUUCUUAUUUCUUUGACCUCUGGAAAGAAAAAAUGUUACAAGACACAGAAGACAAACGGAAAGAGAAAAGGCGACAAAAGGAACAAAAACGUAUAGAUGGCACAGCCCGUGAGGUGAAAAAAGUUAGAAAAGCAAGGAACAGGCGCCAAGAGUGGAAUAUGAUGGCAUAUGACAAAGAGCUUAGACCAGACAACAGGUUGUCUCAAAAUGUGUACCAUGGAGCAUCAUCCGAGGGAUCUCUGUCCCCUGAUACUAGAUCCCAUGUCUCAGAUGUUAUCAACUACUCGUAUCCUGCUACUCCAAAUCAUUCUCUCCAUCAGCAGCCAGUGAUGCCUUCGUACGGAGCAGGAGAUGGGUCUCAAUAUAUGCUUGCAAACCAGGGCCUUGAACAUGAAUAUAGGCCACCUUCCACAACAAUGCGACACGCUACUUUAAACAGACCUCAGCAGCCACCUCCACCCCCACCCCAGGCCCUAGAUGGACAACAUGGCACUGUACCACUCGCACCAGCAGAUUAUGGGAUGCUUGCAGCUCAGAUGGUGGAUUAUUACAAUCCUUCAGGACCCCUGCCGCCUCCCCCUCCACCCAUGAUUCCUUCUGCACAGACUGCUUUUGUUAGUCCUCUCCAAAUCCCUGUGCCACCUUCCCAUCCUGGACUAGUGACUGGAUCUGUGUAUUCUGCUGCUCUUCAUCCACCUUCUACUGGGCUUGUUGUUACAGCUCCCCCUCCUCCAGGCCCGCCUCCUCCCCCUCCAGGCCCUCCUGCUGCAGGAUCCUCUCUCUCAUCCUCUCCGAUGCAUGCUCCUGCAGUGGCUGAGGCAAAGCGACAUGAGUCCUCACAGUCCCCAGUCAGUGAUGCUCGAAGUGAUCUGCUUGCUGCUAUUCGGAUGGGAAUUCAGCUGAAAAAAGUACAAGAGCAGCGUGAACAGGAAGCUAAGCGUGAGCCAGUUGGAAAUGAUGUGGCCACAAUUCUUUCCAGGCGCAUUGCUGUGGAGUAUAGUGAUUCAGAUGAUGAUUCGGAAUGUGAUGAAAAUGACUGGUCAGACUGAGGCUGGAGCACCAAAGCAUUCUAAUGGAUUUUGUUACGAAUUAUCCAUGUGGGCAUGGAUGUAUGUUGAACAAGUAUCCUAAAUUGCUAGUGUAGUACCUUUCAUGGAAAUGUUCUGUUUAUGAAGAUCCCCAAAUUUGGUUUGUCUUUAGUAUUUACUUCAUAAUACUCAAGUGCCGCUGAAUGUAGCAAAUCAUGUGACCAAAGGGAAAGCAGCAUUUUUCUUUAUAUAUUUGUUUGAUAUUUUCAGUAUCCCUUGGUUCUUUUGAAACUGGUUGUUUAGAUCUUGCUGGAGGUUAGUUGUACUGCUUGGCAGGCCAACACACUCAGGUUGAAAAUCUCAUUAUUUUGUGUUUUUGGUCUAACUUUGCUAAAUUCCUUAGACUGACAACAGUUAAAUUCUUUUGGUUUUUUAAGCCCUAUUCUCACUAGCAUGUUGUGUGUAUGUUCAUUAAUAUUUACCAUCUUAACUAGACUUUUAAAUUAUUCAGGGCUUUGGAUGGGUUGAGUUAGAAAUUGUAUUCAAUUGUGUCUGAAAAGGACUGGAAUAUAUUGGAAUGCUAAUCUGCUCCUCCAGCCAUCAUUAUUUGUUUAGACUAUUUUGAUUUCAUAAUAUAAAAAAAUCUAAUUUACUUCAGGCACACUGAAUGAAUGUUAAAACUGAACUCUUUUUUUCUUAGGAAUAACUGAUGUUGACAUAUAUGGAUAGUUUCCUUAUCUCUUCCCUGUUCUUUAGAAAACAAGAACAGUGUUUUUUUGGUGCUACCACUAAAUACAUCCUCUAGAUUUUAUUGCUAUAGGCUUCAAAUCAUCAGUAAUAUAGAUAAUUCUCAUGUACAGUUACAAUAUUGUGUGUGUAACAUGGGUAAUGUAAUGCCAUUGUCAGCUUAAGGGUGCAUUUGUAUCAUCAUGUUUUAUUCUCAUGUGCCCCCUUUUUAAAAAGUGGCUUACAACCCUCACUUUGUGUUAAGCUUAUACAUCAAGAAAAUUUCUGUAGUUUUUGUUCCAUUAUUCACAUGUUAUUUAUAAUUGAGUAUAAUACUAAUCCCCCACCCCCAUUGGCUACAGUUCCAGAUACUGUAAUGCUGCUUAUAUUGCAUAGCAUAGGAAGUUUGGAAAAAAUCCAUUGAAAGCUGCUGUUGCACAGACUCAUGUAUAUACUGAUUGAGACUUGUAUGUGGGGCAUUUGAUAAAUAACAAAGCAAGUAAAAACUGUAUAAUUCCACAUCUCAUAUGAUUAAGUACUUUGAGUUUGACCAAAAGGUUAAGAGUUAGUUAUCCAUUUUUCAUUUGAAUACUCCUUCCUUCGUUUCAUUCCUUUCCCCCUAUACCAGAUGUAAGGCAUUUGAAAAUUCUCUCUGAACAACUCGGCUGUCCAUCUUAUCUUGGAAUGCUCAUAUACUGCAUUUUAACUACUUGAUAGCUAUUUACCUUAAAUACAACUUUGGUAUAGAGAAUUCUUGCCACAUCUGUCUGUAGGAAUAAGUGAGAGGGGGACCUUAUAACUAGGUGCAAUGCCCCUUUCCACUCACAGAGUGCCCACCGCCCUCUAAAACCUCUCACACAAGUUCUGGUUUACACAUAGGUCAGGACACCAUACUUGCCACCCUUCUUGUCUCUUAAAAUAGAGAGCCAUGGCUAUUUCACACCUCAGAUCCUCUCACUCACAGAAACAUCAGCUGACAAAGUAGCCCAGCCCCCUUUAAUAAUAGGUUCUCACUAAAACACUUCACUGAGUAAUUGGGGUAGGAGGCUUACACACUGUUCCAUUCAUAGCUACCACCAUUUAUUUAUAUCCUAAAUAUAUAUGUAUACUGAGAUCUUUACUUGUGUGUGUAUGUUUCUUUCCGAGAUACACAGCCUACAGCGUUAAACAAAAAAGCUAAUUUUUAUUUGUGGUUUGAACAUAACACUGAAGAAAGUAAUGUGGAAGUUAUAUAUAGCUUCUGUUGAACUUAUGAACUGUUCCCCUAAUCCAGUUUUUUUGAUCUUGUCAUACAGAUUGACUCUUUUAGUCAGCUAGCUUUAAGCUGAUCUUCACAUUAGCUUCGCUCAGUCAGAUGCACUUUUCUUUACCAUCUCACCCUCCUAGGUGCCACCUCCUCAAUUGCCCUUUUCCAGCAGUUUCUCCCCAACAUUCCAUCAGCUCUCAUUGGUCAUUCUUAGGGAGAGGUAGAACCUAACCUGUCCAUCACACAAGGGUCCAAGACAUAUUGUUGUCCCAACCAAUAGUACUCCCUCCAUCCCUGUUUCUUUCUGUCACAACAAAAAUGGUGGAAUGUAAUGAAAUAAUGGGAUUUAAAGCUCACAUUUAAAUAUACAUAUAGAAUUAUCAUCUUAAAAUUAUUUUAAGAGCACAUUCCAAGUUUUGUACAGCACAGUGUUCAUUGUAGAAAUAACGAGCUUCAUGCAAGUCACAAGCCAAACCGAAGAGGCAAUGAAAUUUGAACCAGUAUUCAGCCCCAGAAAUUUUAAAGUUAUUCCAUUCAUGAUUAGGGUCUCCAGCUAAACCUAACUACUACCCUUGUGGAAAUUAAACAGUGUAGGGGGAAAAAUGUAUUUCUGAGCAAUGUGACAACCUUAAAUGGAUUUGCCUUUUUUCAGAACAGUGCAUCAUAGAACUCACACUUACAAAAAGGAAUUUAAGAAUAUAAUUUUGUUUGAAGAUGGAAACAUGCUUUUUUGUUCAGUACAGAGUUUCAAGUUUAUGCAGUCAUUUUCACAAUAUUAGUACUUUAUAUUUAAUACAUGUGCUUUGCCUUCUUGGUUGAGGCAGCCUUGCAUGAUUUCAAUAUAAAGGUAUUAGUACUUCACUAAGAUAAUGACUGCCUACACACUUGAAGAUGGUGGGCAGGUCAGCUGAGAAUACUGCCUGAUUAAAUAUGGCAAACUGGCCAAUCCUACAAAAUUAGCUACAGGCUGGAUAAAGUACCACACCAGUCAGUAAAAGCAGCUCCUUGUGCUGAUCUGUGCCCAAAUUAUCUGUCUCCAUUCUUUCCCCUUGCUGAAGGCACUACAACACCUAAUGAACAAGACUUCCUUUACAUACAGUGUGGAACAUAUUUAUUCAUAUUUCUAGCAGUCCUUUGCUUUAUAACAUGUAAAACUGAAAAUAACAUGUAAAACUAAAAAAUUUUCCUGGUAAGUUCUUUGUCUCAGGAACUUGCAUAUUCUUUUGUAAACAAUUAACCAAGUUGGACUCCCACCAUGGGCAAUUUAUAUUGUAAGUACAUAUAUAACAAGAAUUGCUUUUACUCUCUUGAUUAAUUCCCAGAGAGAGUCUGAAGCUUGCUCUAUACUGAGUAGCAUCUCCAUAAACAAAGCACAACUGUAAUUUCUGUGUAAAAAUCCUUAGCACUUUCCAGGUAGGUACUCAUGUUGCCUUAAAAUAAGGUUGAGAAAAUUUACUCCUAGCCUUGCAUAUAGAACUGAAAGUGGUUCAUAUGCAUGAUACAAAAGGACCCUGUCAUUGAGGAUGGUUAAUCAUUUACACAGGUGUGAAUUCGUCUGUUUUCUGAGAAUUUCAAUGCUGAAUUAUAGGAAGCAAAGGUGGUUGUGAUUAAUCUAGCAAGUGACCUGAUCUUUCCACUCAAAGUACUGGAUUCACAAUGGGUACAGAUCUUCAGUGGCUACUUUUGCUUCAUGCAUUCAGUCUUGAUGUUCUUUAGGAUAGCAGCAGAGUUGACAGUUGGGUAUUGCUCGAGGAUGGCAAUCAUAGCAAUGAAAUAAGUAUUGGUUGUGAAGGUACCAGUACAUUCUUUUGAUGGAACCGAUGUAGUGCUGUAGGGCAGGUAAUACUGUUGCAUUUCUCCUCUGUUAGUGUCAGGAUGUAAAAUACUUUUCUGAGAGGUUUUCUAUUAAUUGAAUAAAACAUUCAGAUGUCACAAUUGUUUCAGCUGUAGAAAUAUGAAAAAUAUAUUUUAGCACAAAAUGAGUGAAUUGCAGGACGUUUGUAUUUUGAAUUAACUUUAAAUUACUACUGAAUAAGUGAUUUUGGAAUUGAUGAGGUUUCAUAGGCAGGCAGUUUUUUUUCUAAGCUAUUUUUGUCAUCUUUCAGUAUUUCUUUAAUAAAAUAUGUAUUUUAAGUUUAGUGCUAAAUUUACACUAACUUUUAUGUUUAUAUAUGUUAUUCUGGGUUAUGUAAAAAUUUACAGUUAUGAAUAAAAGCUCAUUUUUGGACUUUGUAUACUGA
Molecule: messenger RNA, 6394 nt
Organism: Heteronotia binoei (common prickly gecko)
Lineage: Eukaryota; Metazoa; Chordata; Lepidosauria; Squamata; Gekkonidae
Gene: WASF3
Product: WASP family member 3
Exons: 11
Coding region: 695-2203 (502 amino acids)
Biological process (GO): positive regulation of Arp2/3 complex-mediated actin nucleation; actin cytoskeleton organization
Cellular component (GO): cytoskeleton
Molecular function (GO): protein kinase A regulatory subunit binding; Arp2/3 complex binding; actin binding
Source: RefSeq, a predicted model, not a curated record